This is a messenger RNA of Anolis carolinensis (green anole), 3257 nucleotides long. RefSeq names its product zinc finger protein 575 (gene znf575). Lineage: Eukaryota; Metazoa; Chordata; Lepidosauria; Squamata; Anolidae. Gene Ontology annotation, cellular component: nucleoplasm. The transcript is spliced from 3 exons. Gene Ontology annotation, molecular function: DNA-binding transcription repressor activity, RNA polymerase II-specific; RNA polymerase II cis-regulatory region sequence-specific DNA binding. The coding region runs from base 153 to 1037 and encodes 294 amino acids. Gene Ontology annotation, biological process: regulation of transcription by RNA polymerase II. The record is from RefSeq and is a predicted model, not a curated record.
CACGGUGACGUCACCGGGCCCGCUCUCUGUCCUCCGCCCCUCCCUCCCUUCCCUCCUUCCAGCCAAGGGUCGGGGAUCCGCUGCUUGGCCGCCCAGGGCCGGGAAGGGAUGCUGGGCGGCUUCCAGGCGGGGCCCCCGGAGGGGAGGAGAGCAUGACCCGCCGCGAUCGGCUCAUGAAAGGCAGACCCCAGAGGCAGCCCGAGGCCAGGGGCGGAAACGGGGCCGGUUACGUUCUCACCCGACCAACCCUCGUCCUGAUGCUGGAAAGGGGAGAACAGCCUUGCAUGAGCAACAGCAAGACUGGGGCUGUCAACCACCCUCUGAGUGGCAGCAUUGUGGAUGCACAAGCCCUGAAGGAGAACGCCAAGUCGCCUUCCCCGACGGCCCUGUCUUCUCCGCCCACCACGGAGUCUCCCAAGCCGCCCCGUCCCCGCCGUCCACGGCCGCCUGCGGUGCUGCCCUCCGACCGGCCCUACCAGUGCAAGGACUGUGGCAAACGCUUUGUGUACCGCUCCAAGCUGGCCACGCACCAAUGGACUCACUGUGCUGAGCGCCCCUACAAAUGCCCCGACUGCCCCAAGAGCUUCAGCUACCCGUCCAAGUUGGCCGCCCACCGCCGUACGCACACCGGCGAGCGCCCCUACCCCUGCACCCUCUGUCCCAAGCGCUUCGGACACCGCUCCAAGCUGGCCGCCCACCAGUGGAUCCAUACACCUGAGCGACCCUACAAAUGUGCUGACUGCCCCAAGAGCUUCUGCUACCCUUCCAAGUUGGCCGCCCACCGCCGCACGCACACGGGCCAGCGGCCCUACCCUUGCAACCGCUGCGGGAAGAGCUUUUGCUACCCGUCCAAGCUGGCGGCCCACCAGCAGAUCCACGCAGCGGCUGGGGCAGGGCGGCCUUACCCCUGCAUGCGCUGCAGCAAGAGUUUCCGUCAGCUCCGGAACCUCACGCUCCACCAGCGAGUGCAUGAGGAUGGGGAAGCGGAAGGUGACUUAUCCCAAAACAAGGGCCUCAGCAAUGGCGAGAGGCCUUAGAGCAGAGCUCUCAAGACCCUGGACAACUUAAAAGCAAGGGAAGGAAAAUGGAUUAUUUGGACACAACGGUAAAUGUGGUGGCAUCAUUGUAAAUAACAGGAUAUAUCAAGGGAGGGAUUUGGGGGUUAUACAAAACUGCCCUUUGGCAUCCCAGUUUAUGGUGUUUAUGGUCCUACCACGGCUUCUCCAACUCACUUCGCCUUUCAAAUUCGGAGCCCCUGCCCAGUUUCCAAAGGCCAAGCUGUGUAUACCAUGCUGAAAAACAAACCACAUUGUAUGUUGAGUGAACAUCAGUUAUGUCAUGAGAAGUGGCGUUCUCUUCAACCUGGACAGUUAUGCAAACAUGUACAUAUGUGUGCUCAUCUCAAGCCUGCUGUCUGGUUGUCAUACAUACAUUUGUAUGGAGGCUCGCAUCUCUUCGCACAUUAUGCCCGUGCACAAAAAGUCCAAAAAACCCCCUAAAUAACUUUUCAGUAAGAAGCUUGUGCACAUUUGCAAAUAAUUGAAGCUAUAUGCACAAUCUAUUCACAGCACUGCCAAGCAAACAUUGUGUUUGGUUUGUGCAAAGGCAAAAUAUCUGCCACUGGUCAGAUAAUGUAUGUUUUUGAUGCUCAGUUGGCUCUUGGUUGCAUUAAAAUGUAGAAUGUGGCAUUCACAGAAUCUAAGGUUUCAUAAACAUGUGGAAGAAAAGCAGAGAAGACUGGAAAUAUCCCAUAGACGUGAUGUAGAAAAGCGACAGUCUCAGGAUGUUGAAGAGAGACACGGUAUUUUGGAACAAGAGUUUAGCUUUUGGAAAAAUACGUUUUGGAUACCUGACAUGCUAUCUGAGCUCUACUCACAAAAAUACAUUUUCCUGACUCUGGGAACACAUUAUUAGAAGGAAGGCCUACACAAGUAUGUUCUUCCUCAAGCAUUCUCUGCCCCACCAGAUGUUAUUAUUGAAAACAGCUCUGUGCAUGUAAGCCUGAGAAUAUUCUUGAGGUCAUGCUUUUGAAAGGGAAAAGGAUGAUACAUUGGCAACAAGGAUAAUAAACUUAUACAUAUGAAAAACAAUGCUUACAAUCUAGAAUCCCUUCAGGUUGAUUUUAAAGCUGUAAGUAUUAUUUUGUGUUUGUGAAAGUUUAUUUUGCUUACUAUAAUUUUUUAAAAAGUUGAAACAAUAUUAUAUUUAAUUUAAUAUAAAUUAAGCAUACAUAUAAUUAAUUUUGCUGACUUCAGCUUGUCUCCCGUUAUAACUACUGUUACCAAUGUGUUGUCCCAUUUUCUUUGAACUGUUCCUGAGGAAGGUCAUUUUUUUUUUAGGUCAAAAUAUGUUGGGGUAUCCUCAAUAAUAUUAUAAACCUACUCGCUUUAACAUUCUGAGAUGUUGUCUCUUUUGUACAUCACAUUUACAAACUUGUGUAACACCAGGGCGAGGAAUUCCAGAAACUGGCAGUUGAGUAUAUUUGUGUUUGAUAUCACUGUCGUUCCUUCCCAUUACACAAUUGUAGGAUAUUUUUGCAAAUUCAUAUGUUGCCUACAAGCUGUCAAAAGAGCUUCCCUGUCAAGUAUUAGUAGGGUAUUUUUGCAAAUUCACAUGUGGUGCAAAGGCUGCCAAGAUUAUUUGCUUUUCUUGGCAUGAGCAUCUCACCCCGAACUGCUGGCCAACUAGUGACAUGUAAAAACUAAUGACAUCUAUUUUUAUUGCACUAUGGCUUAGACACAUACAUCCACACUGUACAGGGAAAGUUACUUUAAAUAGUCCGAUUUCUCUUUCUACUUGCGUCUUUUUCAUAACUUGGUAUAUACAGCUUAAUAGCCUGGUCCUUUAAUUCCCAUUGUGUAGCAGUUACACAGCACAUUUACAGCCUUGUGUCAGUUUCAUUUUACCUUUGGACUUUGUAUUCUUGGUUUAAAUUUUGGAUUUUUCUCCCCGUUGUUCCUUCUCCAAUCUUCUAGUUUAUGUCCAUUCUUCAUCAUAAUUCCUGGACUAAUUAUUAACGUACAAACUAUCACGUUUCUUCAAAAACUUGCCAAAUUGUCUUCCUUACAACCUGUUGUAGAUUUAACCAUCCACGUAUCCGGGCAGGCAGUUGUGGAUGAAGAGGAGAUAAUUGGCCUAUGGUAUGUAGUUGAGAACUUUAAAAAAGUGGCACUCCACAGUGAUCCUCGAUUUUUUUGUGUUUUAUUUUUCUUGGAACGUUAAUAAAAUAUCAAAAAAACCCAAAGUUUUAAAAAUGA